This is a messenger RNA of Linepithema humile (Argentine ant), 2930 nucleotides long. The record is from RefSeq and is a predicted model, not a curated record. Lineage: Eukaryota; Metazoa; Arthropoda; Insecta; Hymenoptera; Formicidae.
ACUUAUCGUAAUGCGCGUACAGACGCGCAGUGUAUGCGUGCAUGAACGGAACAUGAGAUCUUUAUUGAAUAAUAAUAAUUAUCUGCUGUGCGCAAGUGGAAACCAGCGUAUACCAGAAUCCGUAUAAUAGUUUACUUCAAAGUUAUAAAAUAUUACAUAAUAUUAACAUAAUUUUCAAACAGUUUUGUUGAAUUAUAACGACCACAUCCUUUGCCACGUCCGGUGAUAACGUCUGGUACUUGGAUGUUUGCGCUAAUCAUACGCAUAGCGCGUUAGUCACUCGUGAGCAUUAAGAGCGCCGUCGUUGGAUUAAAUUAUGCAGAGUAACGCGAAAAAAAAGCAAAAUGGACAUAGUGCAAGAAAGUGUCGAUCACAAUCACGCCGCGUUCAUAUCAGCGAUCGAGAACAGGGAAUUUAACAAGGCGAAGAAAAUUUUAGCGAUCGACAGUCAAAACAAAUACAUUCGUUCAGUCGGUGCUCUUCAAAUAACGGCCUUGCACGUUGCAGCGUGGCAGGGAAGUAUAGAUCUGUUGAACCUACUUUACAAAAGAGGCGCCGACGUGAACGACGUGGACAAAAUCGGCAGAACCGCCCUUUAUUAUGCGGCACACGAAGGCAACGCCGAAGUGACAAAGUGGCUUGUCGAGCGUGGAGCGGACGUCAAUGCCAAAGUCGGUGUCCACUCGUGUGCCAGAAACAACCCGUAUCCUUCGUUGAUGAAACUUCGUGAUGUGGGGAAGAAAUUGCCGUUACCCGUGUGCUGGGGAAGAACACCGUUGCAUCAGGCGGUGAGAAAUAAUCAUGCCGAUAUUGUCCGUAUUCUGAUAGAAGGCGAUGCGAAUGUAGAUGUUCAGGACGACCACAACAUUACUCCGUUGCUCCUGGCGGGAAACGUAAUGAAUCGCAAUAAGGCCAAUGAGAUGGCUAAGUUCGUCGAGAUCAUUGAAAUCUUGGUCUUCGCCAAAGCGGCCAUCAACAGCGUUCAUCCAAGCACAGGUACCACGGCUUUACACCACGCGGCGAUGUUAGGCAGUGCAGAAGCGACGCAGAUAUUAUUGGCGAACGGUGCGGAGCCGAUGUAUAGAUGCAGCAGCUCCGGAAGCACACCUUUACACAUCGCCGCGAAUACAGGGAAUUGUGAAACGUUGAUGACGCUGCUUGAAGCGAUGCCUUUCGACAUCGACACUCCAGAUCAGAUCAAUCGCACGGCUCUUCAUAUAGCAGCUUAUCAAGGACAUCGCGAAUGCGUGCGAGCUUUAAUCAGUUAUGGAGCUAAUCUAACCGCGACGACGAAUACCGGUGUCACCGCCGUCGAUGCUAUAUUUUCUCAUAUUUCACGACCAUUAGAAUUUUUAAAGAAUAUUCUAGAUUCCUGCGUUCAGCCGGGCAAUAAGUAUCGUUCGGAAAAAUACGAAAAUGUAAGAAUUGUUUUACAUCUAUUGCUAGACAGAGAUACAGAUAUUUCCUAUGUCGUUAUUACGUAUUCUAAUGAAUGGAACAUCUCUCUGUUAAAGAUCGUUGUCGACUUCAAAAUAUUGGCACCGAAAUACAAUCAGAUGCAAAUGGCAGUAGUUACGGCUAUUAUAGCCGCAACCUCAAAUAUAACGCAACUGGCGAUAUUGCAACAUCCUCUUAUAGAGACAUUCCUUAGGCUGAAAUGGGCAAAAUUGAGGACACUUUUCUUCGGUUUCAUGUUCGCGCAUCUUUUAUUUGUCAUUUCCCUCUCGAUCUACGCUAUAAUGAACGUACAGCAUAUCACGACGUACAUCGAAGUAGUUCAAGGAUGUCUGAUAUUCUUUUCCUGCUUCAUCCUAUUUAACAAUAUAAUUCAAGUUACAUUAGAGCCCAAACAUUAUUUGAGACAAUUUGAAACGUGGUUGUCGUUCGUGUCCGCUACGUUGGCGUUAGCAGCAUCCGUAACAAGCGAUUUUGCGAAGUCAAAGCACAAUAAUAAAUCUGAAUUCUCGAUGUUCUGGGUGCUGCACUUCAUCAGUCUCGCAAUUCUGAUGAGCUGGAUGCACAUGAUGCUGUUAAUCGGCCGAGUUCCAAUGUGUUAUCCUUACGCUUUGAUGUUUUCCACGGUUUUGAAGAACAUCGUAAAGGUUCUCCUGGCGUUUUGCUGCUUAAUUAUCGGAUUCGCGUUCAGCUUUUCCAUUGUGUUCCAUGGUCAGGAUGAAUUUAAUUUUUGGAAUUCCAUAAUGAAGACCAUGGUAAUGAUGAUGGGUGAAUACGAAUACGAGAAAUUAUUUCCCAGCAACAAUACGACAUAUAACGAAAAGGACAAAGGUAUCUUCCUACCAUUUACAGGCCAGAUCAUAUUCUUUGUCUUCAUCAUGAUCGCCAGCAUCGCCCUGGUCAACCUCAUGAUCGGUCUGGCAGUCAAUGACAUUCAAGGCCUCGAAAGGGAGGGCCGUAUACGUCGAUUGUUGAAACAAGCGGAGUUCAUCGCACAUUUGGAAAGAGUGACGUCACAUCGAAUAUUCCGCUGCAAGUGGCUAUUUUGCUUAAUAAUGAUUCCCACGAAAAUUACGCUGGCCAGUCGUCAAAGUUAUCACCGUAUAAGUCAUCUUUUAGAGAAGCCGAUUCCUAAAAUUCCCGCCGAUUUAAUAGAUGCUUUAUUUUUGUUAGCUAAUAAACCAUUUUUCAGCAAUGAUAACUCAGCAGAUGAAAAUAUAGAAAUCAAUGGCAGAUGGCUGGUUUCCACGUUAUUUAAUUUAGAGGAACAAAUUCAACAUUUGAAAGCAUAUUCUUAUCGAAAUUCGACGAAUCGAAAAUCGAUGAAUCGACAUAGAGUUAGGAAAAAAAAUAUUAGAAAAAAACAAUAGUAUUGUAAAUUUUUAACAUCUUGCACAUAUACCAAAUUUAAUUACUCUUCAGAGUACUGAAUGCGUAGCAAUAUUAUAAUCUCUAAAUAAAAAAUUAUAAAAAAU